Molecule: messenger RNA, 3702 nt
Organism: Nicotiana tabacum (common tobacco)
Lineage: Eukaryota; Viridiplantae; Streptophyta; Magnoliopsida; Solanales; Solanaceae
Source: RefSeq, a predicted model, not a curated record
GUAUUCUUAAAAUUAUGGAUUCAGCCUUUAAGUUUCUUAGCAUUGAGCUUAUUGUAUUCUUAAAAUUAUAGGUUCAGACCUACUAUGCGGUGCAGUUUUAGAAUUUUUACCAGUCUCCGUCAGUUGGAAAGAUCUGAGCGUUGUCCCUCCUUUGUCAUACAUUCCGUAAGCAGAUAUUAUUGUCCAUGCCAUGUAUUUAAUAUUCGUGUGCUCAAAGACCAGGAUAGCAUUACUUAAACUCUCAGUUUCGAAGAUCAUUCCAAUCACUCCAUUUUUAACAGGGACACUUGACUAAAAUUGAACCUGAUAAUGCAUCCCAUUGAACUCUUUCCCCCGUCUUAUUGCUGCAAGCUACAAAUCUAAAAUGUAGGCAACAUCUGCCAUAAUUCCCUCUAGUUCUCAUUCUAUUGAACAUUGUGAACAUACCUCAAAUUGACUACCUGAAGCAAUAAGGAUAUUCCAUGUUAAAAUAUCUCUAGCAUUUAUGUUCUUGAACUGCCCCAAUGAAUGCUCCAUUUUUCCACCUUCGGCAAGCAUGUUUAUUAUGAUAUUGCUUGCAGUAGCAAUCCUCCACUUAUUUCCGGGCCAUUUGGUCUUAAUACAGCCAAAGGUCAUCAGGUUCUAGGAAACAACAUUUGGUACAGCUACUUUUACAAGUAGCUUGACCAACAAUCCAUUCUUAUGCACCAAUUACCACAAGAUUAUUCUUGUUUACACUAAGCUUAUUUGCCAAAUAAGUCUUUAGCCGAGGGUCUAUCGAAAACAGCCUCUCUGCCCUUCGAGGAUAGGGAUAAGGCUGCGUACAUCCUACCCUCCUCCCCAGACCCACUUACGGGAAUUCCCCGGGCCCACUUAUAGGAAUUCACUGGGCUUCUUGUUGUUGUUGUUGUUGUUUACAUUUGCCAAAGAGAAUGCGGAAAUGAGGCAUCUAAAUCCACCAGGAUCAUAUGGAAGAGUGGCUGCUAUUCGUAUUUGUGAGGUUGAAAAUUGCGCAACAAGGUAAUCUAAGGAGGACUUGCAAUUGUAGGCUUCACAACUGAUUCAACUUUCCAAGGAGGUGAAGUUCUUCUCACAAACUCAGUAUCAUUCCUUUCUUCCUCUUUGUAAACUCUGUCAUUUUCAAACAGAGCACCAUUCUUAGUUAGUGACACCAAUUUCUCAACCUUCAGGCUGCUGCAAUUAUCAAUUUUCACCUCCUUAAAUUCUCCAACACCCUUCUCAUCAUUGGAACACAUUUCUACAUUCUGAUAUGCUUCAAUCUCAAUGUUUUCUUCGUUAAUUCUUGCAAUCAUGUUAAGUGAUUCAUUCAGUUUUACCACUGUUUCUGAAUGAUAAAAAGCAAGAACAUUCUCAUGACAAGUAUCCUCUGCUCCAUCAUUUUGUGAAUACUCACUAAUUAAUGAAACUCCAAAACUCCUAUCUCACUUUAGCAUUUCCUCAAGCAUUUGUGAGCCUUCUUCAUAGAAUUUUCCCGUGCCUGAAAUCGAGAAAAGUCUUAAGGGUUCGGAAUUCACCUUCUUAAUUUGGGAAACUAACAAGGCUUUCUCUCCUUCAAUGGCUUGGCUUCAGCCAAUCGCUCCCUCUUCUGUGAAAUUCUGUCUCAUCCAUAUAUUCGGCUCACAAGAUGGAAACAUUCUUUCCUUCAAUGGCGCGGCUACUUCAGAUAUAUUCCUCUUCCACAAGCUUUGGAAUACCAACUGACGACCCAACAACAGUAGAAUUCUGUUCAACCUUUGUUAAUCUCGUCUCGUCCGGCAAGGGUGCAACAUUACUGAAAUUAGUGGCAACAGAAGCAAUAAAUUCUGAAUCAGUUGCUUGCUCAAUCAACUGUACACAAUUCUCCUUGCUAUUGCUACUGUCCUCCUCAUCAGUUGGCAUUUCAUCGAACAGUUGUGCGCAUAUUUUUGAAGACUUGUUUUCCCAUACACAGUUAGUGAUGAGGUUUCUCUGUCUCGUUCUAAUAGAGUAGAAACUAGCAUCGGGCCUUCCAUAGGAGCAGGACUUCUUAGAUAGAAUAGUGAGGGACUGUCAACAUGUAUAUAAAACAGGUCAUCAUCGAAGGGUUUAAGAGCUAUCGGGAACAAGUAGCCACUGAAGAUUUCAGUCCGAAAGUUAACUGUGUUGUUGGCGCGAAUGGAUCUGGCAAGUCGAACUUUUUCCAUGCAAUUCGUUUUGUCGUAAGUGACCUCUUUCAGAACCUGCACAAUGAAGAAAGGCAGGCUUUUCUUCAUGAGGGAGCAGGUCACCAAGUAUUAUCUGCUUUUGUGGAAAUUGUAUUUGAUAAUUCAGACAAUCGAAUGCCGGUUGAUAAGGAGGAAGUGCGGCAGAGAAGAACAAUCGGUCUCAAGAAGGAUGAGUAUUUCUUGGACGGUAAACAUAUCACGAAGAAAGAGGUCCAGAAUUUGCUGGAAAGUGCUGGGUUCUCUCGGUCCAAUCCCUAUUAUGUUGUGCAGCAGGGAAAGAUAGCGUCAUUGACGUUAAUGAAAGAUUCAGAACGGCUUGAUCUGUUGAAGGAAAUUGGAGGGGCGCAUGUUUAUGAGGAGAGGCGUCGAGAAAGUUUAAAACUCAUGCAGGAAACUGGUAACAAGAGAAAGCAAAUAAUUCAAGUUUUACAAUACUUGGACGAGAAAUUGAAUGAGCUUGAACAAGAGAAGGACGAACUUAAAAAAUAUCAACAGCUUGACAAGCAGCGCAAAUCUCUGGAAUACACGAUUUUUGACAAAGAACUUCACGACGCACGCCAGAAAUUGAAUGAGGUAGAAGAGGCUCGGAAGAAGGUGUCUGAGAACUCUACUACGAUGUAUAAGGCUCACGAAAAGUCCAAGGAGUUAGAGAAGUUGUCCAAAGAUCUGACAAAAGAAAUUCAAAAUUUAAGCAAGGGAAAAGAAGCAGUACAGAAACAGCGGACAGAGGCUAUCAGAAAGCGCGCCAAGCUUGAUCUUGAUUAUAAAGACCUUCAAGAGAAGAUGUCUACAAAUAUUAAAGCUAAAGAUGAUGCACAAAAACAACUCAUGCUUCUGGAGAGAGAAAUUCAGGAAACAAAGAAUGCUCUCAAUGAUAUCAGGCCUUUGCAUGAGAAACAAAUAAAAGAGGAGGAGGACAUUACUAGAGGGAUUAUGGAUCGUGAAAUGAAAGUUAGCAUUCUUUACCAGAAACAAGGCCGCGCCACCCAAUUUGCCAACAAAGCUGCUAGGGACAAAUGGCUCCAGAAGGAAAUUGAUGAAUAUGAACAAGUUUUAUCUUCAAACUCAACGCAGGAGAGAAAGCUUAAAGAUGAAAUUGAUCAGCUCAAUAAGGACAUGAGAGAUCUAGAUGAUAUAAUCAACCAUCGUAAAGUUGAAGCAGACAAAAAAGAAUCCCUCAUAUCUGGUUAUCUAAAAGCGUAUAAUCAGUAUAAAGUGGAGAGAGACAAGCUGCAUGAUGAGCGGAAGUCCAUGUGGAAACAGGAAACUGAGCUCACUACUGAAAUUGAACGGCUCAAGGCUGAAGUUAUGAAGGCUGAGAAAAGCCUAGAUCAUGCAAUUCCUGUUGUGAGUAACCACUAUAACAUGUCAUCUAUGUAACAUUCUUGGGUUAUGUAGUUCCAAUCUUAUAAGCUUGGUACUUUUUGUUUUGCCCGUGAUUUCAUCAAUGAUAAGUAAUCUGGUCUUCUAAUAUUUAACGCCCGAUUGCCAAAUGUCCUGGCAUGAAGUCUAUAUGAUU